Messenger RNA from Manihot esculenta (cassava), 3277 nucleotides. RefSeq names its product phosphoinositide phospholipase C 5. The transcript has 10 exons. NCBI's taxonomy places the organism in Eukaryota, Viridiplantae, Streptophyta, Magnoliopsida, Malpighiales, Euphorbiaceae. Bases 1336 to 3033 code for a protein of 565 amino acids. The record is from RefSeq and is a predicted model, not a curated record. Gene Ontology annotation, molecular function: phosphatidylinositol-4,5-bisphosphate phospholipase C activity. Gene Ontology annotation, biological process: phosphatidylinositol-mediated signaling; lipid metabolic process.
UAAUGAAACCCUGAAUGGUUUGCAGAUAUAGUCUGCAAUAGAAAAGCCCUACAGAGGGUGGUUUGAGGUUACCCAGUUAAUUAACAUAGUUGCUUAACAUUUCAAAAUACAAAUUCUUUAGUAUAAUUGUACAAGGUUGCUGCUUGUUCAAGUAAAUUAACGAAGAGGCUACAUGUCUCCGUGGCUUGCAACAUGGGGACAAGAACCAUUCUAAUUCAUUUAGCCUAGUGAAAGAAAGUGGGGCCUUCUUAUUAGCUUAUGGAUUGUGCCAAUGGUUCGUUUAGCUAUUAUUCUGGAUUUGGUUGGCAAAGGACAAAAGAUUGUCUUGAGAAGUUCAACAAAGAUGAACACAAAAUAACCAUUUCUAAUUUCUAGACGAAUAAUUCUUUUCUUUCCUUUUGUUUUUUCAAUGAAUAAUGUCCACGGUGCUUUCUGCUCGGCCUCUCUUUCCUUUUGCCUGCCGUGUGUGGUCUCUGGACCAACAGAUAUGGAUCUCUUUUGUUAUUUAAUUUAAUUAUUUUGCUUUUCUCGUUAUUCUUGUGUAUGUUAAUUUCUACGUUGUGGGGGUAAUAUGGAGAUAUAUAGUAAUCUGAACUUUUAAUUUUAUGGAGCACCCAGCCGUAGCUGCUGGUGCCUCGUCAAUCAAAGUCAGUAUAAGAGGAAGAUUCAGGUCAAUAAUUACAGGUUUCGUUUCUGUUUUUAAUUUCAUUGUUAAAUCUCAAAUCAUAAUUCCGCGUACAGAAUUGUUCUUCUUCUGUCAGGAAUAUGUUCUUCAAUUCUGUCAUUUUAAUUGAACUGCAAAGAAAUCUUCUUUUUCUUAUUUUUUUUCCCUCUUCCUAUUUUAUUUGAUUUUUUUUAAAAGGUGUAGGUUUAGGAUUCGAUUAUGCGUUAUUUGGUCUUGAAAGCUUUUCAUCUAAAUGCUUUUAGUGACCCAAAAAUAUUCCCGUUAUCAGUACAACAACCUUUCUUCAGGGAAAAGAGAACGAAAGAAAUAAGGAAAAUGUAACAACCAAAUAUGAAAAGGCUGAAAAUUAUUCAUGAUGCUGUUGACUUGCAGUGGUGCAUACACUUACUAUAAAGCAAGCCUGGACCAUCAUUAUCAUAUCAUGUUCUGUACACAUUUAUGAAGCUGGAAGAUUAAAUGCUGAGAACAGCAGAGAUAUGAAGAGAGAUUUAGACCUCUAACAACUCCAAAGGUGUAUCAAAGAACUCAAAAGUUCAUCACAAAUCUUGACAUCAAAUCUUGUCCUAAUUAAGCAGACACCAUUUACAUUUCUUGAUCCCAGGGAUCAUAAAGAUUGCACAGGCAUUGCGUGUCUGUUUGGACCAAGCAAGAUGAGAACGUGCUUUAGUGGGAAGUUUAGGAUCACAGAGACAGAACCACCGUCGGAUGUGAAGGAAGCAUUCGUGAAGUACACGGAAGGCAAGAACUACAUGACGGCAGAACAGCUGCAGCGGUUCAUGGUAGAAGUUCAGAGUGAAGGUGGCGCUUCAGUCUCUGAUGCAGAGAUGAUAGUGGAUCAGAUUUUGCAGAAGCGUCAUCAUAUCACAAAGUGUGUAAGGAGCUGUCUCACUCUUGAUGAUUUUCACCAUUUCCUUUUCUCAACAGAUCUCAAUCCACCCAUAAGUAACCAGGUUGAGCAAGAUAUGACAGCACCUUUGUCCAAUUAUUUCAUAUAUACAGGGCACAAUUCAUAUUUGACAGGAAAUCAAAUCAGCAGUGAUUGUAGUGAUGUCCCUAUUGAAAAGGCGCUGAAAAGAGGUGUGAGAGCUGUGGAACUUGAUGUAUGGCCCAAUUCAGCAAAAGAUGAUGUACUUGUUCUCCAUGGAUGGACCCUUACAACUCCUGUGAAGCUAAUUACGUGUUUGAAGUCCAUUAAAGAGCAUGCCUUCUCUUCAUCUCCAUACCCUGUGAUAAUAACCCUUGAAGAUCACCUCACUGAGAAUCUACAAGCUAAAGUAGCGCAGAUGAUUGCCGAGACAUUUGGAGACAUGCUAUUUUAUCCUGAAACUGAAUGUUUGAAAGAAUUCCCUUCGCCAGAGGAACUGAAGUAUAAGAUAAUUAUAUCAGCCAAACCCCCAAAAGUGAAAGGGGAUCUUGAAGCUAAAUGCAUGAAGGGAAACGGAGUUGAUCUACUGAAGGAAAGAGAUUCUAGUGAAGAUAUAUGGGGGAAGGACCUAUCACCCAUUUCAUCUCACCAGGAAGAGGAUGGGAAGAGUGAUGGAGAUACAAGUGAGCAGAAUCAGGGUGAUGAGUACAAGAAUGUCUGUAAUCAUGAACUGCGGCCACGAGAAGCACCUGCAUACAAGCAUCUAAUUUCCAUUAAUGCUGGAAAGCCCAAGGGUGGGUUAAAGGCCGCAUUAAAGCUUGAAUUUGAUAAUGUUAUACGCAUUAGCCUGAGUGAGCAGAAGUUUGAGAAGGUUGUUGCAACCCAUGGAACAGAUGUCGUCAGAUUCACUCAGAAGAACAUUUUGAGGAUAUAUCCUAAGGGUAUUAGGAUCGACUCCUCCAACUACAAGCCAAUGAAUGGUUGGCUGCAUGGAGCUCAAAUGGUUGCACUUAACAUGCAGGGAUAUGGUCCAGAAAAUCAGACAUUUGAUCCUAGAGCUAAAUUGCCAGUGAAGAAAACACUAAAGGUUAAAGUUUAUAUGGGAGACGGAUGGCAUUUAGAUUUUAAGCGAGCACAAUUUACUUUAUUUUCUUCACCAGAUUUCUAUAUCAGGGUUGGCAUAGCAGGAGCGCAAGCUGACAAGACAAUGAAGAAAACAAAAAAAAGGGAGAACAAUUGGACACCAAUUUGGGAUGAAGAGUUCACAUUUCCAUUGACUGUUCCAGAAUUGGCUUUGCUUCGUGUUGAAGUUCAUGACCGUAUCAUGCCUGAGAAAGAUGAUUUUGCAGGUCAAACCUGUUUGCCUGUUUCUCAAUUAAGGCCAGGCAUCCGUGCAGUCCCCCUCUUCAAUCGGAAGGGAAAUAAGUUCAGUUCAAUGAGACUGCUAAUGGGGUUUGAGUUUCCAGGAAGUGCCAAGUUUUAGUUUGAUCAACGUAUAGAUGAUAACCCAUUUUUUUAGGCCUAGUGUGUAUAGAUUACAAUUCAUAUAAGAUGUACACCACUGAAAAAACAAACUAUCAGCAACAAGUAUUUUCAUCGCUGAUAGUUCAAAAGCUGCUGAUAUUAGUGACAGAUUUCUGACCGACUUCAAUCAAGUGGGUAAAUGGCUGUAAACACGCGUGAAAUUGAUGAUCAAGUGGAAUAAGUGACUGCAAGUUUGUAGCUUC